Aspergillus pseudoviridinutans is the source of this 1614-nucleotide messenger RNA. RefSeq names its product SF3a splicing factor complex subunit PRP9. The transcript has 2 exons. Gene Ontology annotation, biological process: mRNA splicing, via spliceosome. Bases 1 to 1614 code for a protein of 537 amino acids. Gene Ontology annotation, molecular function: RNA binding. The record is from RefSeq and is a predicted model, not a curated record. Gene Ontology annotation, cellular component: spliceosomal complex. Lineage: Eukaryota; Fungi; Ascomycota; Eurotiomycetes; Eurotiales; Aspergillaceae.
AUGGUUCUUGAAGAACAGAGAUUUAUCCAUGAGGAUCUCGAGAGGUUAGAGCAAGCAGUGGCAGAUCGCGUUGCUGAAGAACCUCGUAACAUUCGGGAGCGCCUUGCUCGUGACCAUGAGAUUGCUCAUUUCUUGUCGCGCAUAGAAGACCAGUCGAAGAGGUUACUCGAAAUCUAUCAAGAUGCAGACAAAGCCCGCGAAAAGGAGAUCCAGGCCAUCUMCACUGGUGAGCAGUUCGACGAGUUUUACCGGCAGCUGGACGAGAUCAAAGACUUCCACAAGCGCUAUCCUAAUGAGCCGGUUGAGAACCUCGAGAGAGCGUACAAGCGCCGUCAACCUGGUGAGGGCGAACCGACGGGAGUAGAAAUCGACACGAUGUUCUCCGGCGAGGAGGCCUACGGGCAGUUUCUGGAUCUCACAACGAUGCACGAGGACUAUCUGAACCUCCCUGGCGUUAAGCGAGUUACAUACAUCCAAUAUCUCGACGUGUUCGACUCAUUCGUACCCCCACAUCUCCUUAUCAAGCGUGCGAAUAAGAUAUCCGACAAGUACUUCAAGUAUGUCGGAGAGCUUGCCGGUUACUUGGAAAGCUUUAUCAAACGCACAAAACCUUUGCAGGACCUCGACAAACUUUUCGCAAGCUUUGACGAAGACUUUGAGAAGCAAUGGGCAGCAAACCAAGUGCCUGGAUGGACAGAAGAGAGCGUUGAGAAUGGUACUCAGGCUCCAAAGACACAAGGCUCUGGGGAAGGCAUCUGGUGUGCCGAUUGUGAAAGAGAAUUCAAGAACGAGAACGUUUAUAAGAACCACUUGACUGGCAAGAAGCACAUUCGGGCCGCCGAAGCUCGCAAAGCUGCAGGUGACUCAGGCACGGCUGCACCACCGUCAGUUGGUGGCGUUACCUCUGUGGUCCACCGUCUGAAAGAACGCGCCGUCGCUGAGCGCGAGCACCGAGUUCGCUCUUUAGCCAAGGUCCUCGACCCUGAACGUCAGGCGACCCGUAUCAACGUUGAGCGGAGGCAGGGCAUGACUGAGCGCGAGCGGCAGAUGGAGCUGGAGGCCUUGAUGGCUGAAUAUGAAAACGCUGGCGGUCCCGGGGGCAACGAACAGUCCGAUGAUGAAGGAGACGAGAGGAUUUACAACCCACUCAAGCUUCCUUUGGCAUGGGACGGCAAGCCUAUUCCUUACUGGCUGUACAAGCUGCACGGUCUGGGCGUCGAGUAUUCUUGUGAGAUUUGCGGAAACUUUGUUUACAUGGGUCGCCGCGCUUUCGACAAGCACUUUUCGGAAGCCUUACAUAUUUUCGGCUUGAAGUGUCUGGGAAUCACGUCAAAUACUAAUCUCUUCCGAGAAAUUACCCGAAUCGAAGACGCCAUCAAACUGUGGGAGAAACUUGAGCAGGAUCGUAAGAAGGAACGGGACUUCCGCGAUAACGUGGUGCAGAUGGAGGAUGCCGAGGGUAAUGUGAUGCCAGAAAGGAUCUACCUCGAGUACGUUUCCCUUUUCCUCAAGAAGCAAAACGAUGCUAACUUGUUACAGUCUGCAAAAGCAGGGUAUUUUGUGAUCAAUCUGCUCAGUGUGCCUUUCGUUCCUUGCUUGGUCCGUUUAGAGUAA